Liolophura sinensis is the source of this 1251-nucleotide messenger RNA. RefSeq names its product serine-enriched protein-like. NCBI's taxonomy places the organism in Eukaryota, Metazoa, Mollusca, Polyplacophora, Chitonida, Chitonidae. Gene Ontology annotation, molecular function: protein binding. The record is from RefSeq and is a predicted model, not a curated record. The transcript has 5 exons. Bases 1 to 1251 code for a protein of 416 amino acids.
AUGGAUAACGUGGACUUUGAUCACAUCGUUUACCUUAUGAAUGUUCCUAGAGUGGUGACAAACAGCAACUCAGAAACGAGGACGAAGGACAGUCCGGUUGCUAAUGAACAAGAGAGCGUGUAUGAGACCAUAGAUGAAACCAGAAUGGCGGAAGUCAUGGCCUACAGGGACAACAGCGCCCUCUGUGCUGAUCUCCUCUUCAUCACGAGCUCGCCGGAAAUGUGUGACGUUGUCUUCAUCGUCGGCAAGGAGAAAGUGCCCGUCUAUGGCGUGAAAGCCAUACUAGCAACAAGAAGCAGAGUUUUCUUCUCGAUCAUAUUUACCGACACCCCAGUUGAAAAACUCACUUCGAAAAAGUCCACAAAGACGAGGCUAAUUUCCCGACUCCGUAAUUUUACCAAAGUGAGGAAGACAGACACAUCCAAAGUUUCCCGCCAACUCGUAAUCCGCGUAACAGAUUUUGAACCGGAACCAUUUCGAGAGGUCAUCACCUUCCUACACAGUGGGCGGAUACACAUCGCACAAGACAACGUCAUAGGGCUUAUGAAUGUGGCGGACACAUAUGGACUGGAUGACCUGAGGAUGACGUGUUGUCAGUACGCACGCGCGUGUAUCACGCAGAAGAGAGUACUUCCACUUCUGUUGUCAACUCAGCCGUAUUCAAGUUUCAAAUGGACAAAGAUUAUCAGUCUGGAGAUCAUGGAUUUCGUGUGCCUGAACGCACAAGAUCUCUUGCGACAACGGGCGUUUGAAGCCCUUUCCCAGAACGUAGUAGCGACUAUUUUAUCGAAAUCUAACCUAAGGGCAACGGAGGAGGCAAAAUGGGAUGCUGUAUUCCGGUGGAGCAGACGACAGUGUGAUCAUCUUGAUGAUCGGAACUUCCGAGCCACGCUCCGCUCUAUGAGUGCCUCUCUCAACUUUUGCGAUAUCCCUCUGUGCAAGUUGAGGAACGCCAUUCAACCGCUUGGUAUUGUGUCCGAUGACGUCAUUAACAGAGCUAUCUCACAUCAAAGCCGUCCUAGGUUUGUGAUUGGCCAGUCUGAUGAAUCCGAAGCACGUCCCCGACGACUGAAUAAGCAGAGAGGCUCCACUCGUCUCCCCAGCGAAGGUCCACGCAGAAUUACAAUUGGUAGCGGCAUUUUCCCACUUCAACCACUGGCGUCUUCAACCUUCAACUCUUCCCGACUGAAUGCCUCGGACAGUGGUUUUGUUCUCUCCUCUGCUAAUUGUUCUGUUGUCUCCAGACUGUGA